Cordyceps fumosorosea ARSEF 2679 is the source of this 1173-nucleotide messenger RNA. RefSeq names its product Pyridine nucleotide-disulfide oxidoreductase, NAD-binding domain protein. The record is from RefSeq and is a predicted model, not a curated record. Gene Ontology annotation, cellular component: cytoplasm. The transcript has a single exon. Gene Ontology annotation, molecular function: flavin adenine dinucleotide binding; electron-transferring-flavoprotein dehydrogenase activity. The coding region runs from base 1 to 1173 and encodes 390 amino acids. NCBI's taxonomy places the organism in Eukaryota, Fungi, Ascomycota, Sordariomycetes, Hypocreales, Cordycipitaceae.
AUGGCACAAAGAACUGUUUCCGUGGUCGUCAUCGGCGGCUCACACGCGGGCCUCGCCGUCUGUCAAAAGCUACUCCGUCGUACUACCAGAGUACACAUCACCCUCAUUUCCCCUUCUCAGGAUUACUAUUUCAACAUUGCUGCGCCUCGUUUCUUGGUAAAGAGCAACAGCUUGCAGCAGAGCUCAUACCUACACUCGAUCACCGAUGCGUUCAGCGAGCAUUCCAGCGACAAGUUUACAUUCAUCAGAGGUGUCGCCGUAGCUAUUGAUGAUGGAAAGAAGACUGUGUCUGCUUCUGUCAUUACCGACUCAGCUGUCACAACGGGAAACACUUUUGGAUACGACUACCUCGUCAUUGCCUCUGGGAGCACCACGCCGGCUACACUCGGCCAGUCUGGGCUCAAGAUCCCAUUCAAAGCUACGGCUUUUGAAGAUACGAAGGCUGCUAUACAUGAAGCCCAGAAAAAGCUCGCAGCGGCCGACAGCAUCAUAAUCGGUGGCGGAGGGCCGCUUGGGGUUGAAAUGGCGGGUGAACUUGCAGAGGCCCCGGGCGGUAAGAAGAUCAUAUUGGUGUCGCAAACCGAUGCUCUUCUUGUCGGAGCAACUCCAACUGUCCAGAAAAGAAGCCUUGCACUCUUGAACCAGAAGAAUGUCCAUGUGAUUCUCGGCUCUCGCGUGGAAAGCGCCCAAUACAGCGCAGAUGCCAAGGUCUGGUCCGUUAAGCUGGCUUCUGGAAGGACAAUUACGGCAGACCAGUACAUUGCUAGUACUGGUGUUGUUCCAAACAACGACUUUAUACCCAAGCGAUUCUUGAACGCGGGGGGUUGGGUUAACGUUGACGACCAACUUCGCGUGCUGCAGCAAGACAAACCCUGCAGCAACAUCUACGCGCUGGGUGACAUCACCAUGCAUGCUGAUCGACUUCUCUCCAGAGUGUCGAUUCAAGGUGAUGUUGUCGCAGCAAACAUUGUCGCAGGCAUGAUGGAACAGGAAGGCGCACGUACGUACUUGGCAGAGGCUCAACGGAAGAUGAUGGUUGUUCCAGUAGGGCAAUCAACAGGAACAGGUCAUUUUGGAGGUUGGACACUGAUGGGUUGCCUUGUUUGGUAUUUCAAAGGGAAGGACUUCUUGGUCUACGAAGCACCGAAAUUCUUGCGAGGCGCGAUGAAAUAA